This is a messenger RNA of Paramuricea clavata, 11237 nucleotides long. The record is from the annotation of a GenBank genome assembly. NCBI's taxonomy places the organism in Eukaryota, Metazoa, Cnidaria, Anthozoa, Malacalcyonacea, Plexauridae.
AGCUUGCAUUUUCACCCAAUGAUCAUACUGUCCACAUUUAUAAACUGGCAGGAAAUAAAUGGCAGCCAGAUUGUGUCUUGACUGAGGUAAACCUUAAAAAAUGCUACACACUUGAAUAUACCAGUAAACCAACAUCACUGUGUCCUCCCCCCCCUUGUGUUAUCAACAUGAUUUAGAUGCAUGUUGGUAGGAAAUCUGCAGGAUUGGGCCAAAAAAAAAUAUGUGGGUUUCCGGUUUCUUCUUAUAAAAACUUAGGUAGGGUAGGUUGGUUUUAAUUUUUUUUUUGACUUUUUUUUUAAUUUUCCGAAUAAGCGGACGCCAUUUUGUUUAGUCAGUGCUUCCACAUCCAAAGAUAAAUUUCCCUAAUAUUGCCUCAAAUUUCAAUUUUCCACAAACUUUUUCCUCUAAGUGGAAACACUUACAAGCAUGAUCCAAUAAAAAAGUUUAGGAUAGGGAUGCACCGGAACCGGUUUUUUAAGUUCCGGCCGGAACCGGAUCCGACCGGAACUGGAAAAAAGUUCCGGCCGGAACCGGAACUAAUUUAUUAAGCCAUAUAUAGUCGUAUGUUACUUUGUCCGCUGCCAGACAAGCAGACACUUCAAAUCAUCAAGUAGAGAGUUCGCAAAUGUCUGAAUAAAAAGACUGAUAAACGUUAAACGUCAUAAAGAAGUGUUAAUAGUGUACAUUUUCCUUGCGUAGUCCAACUUUCUUCCUACUGUGACCUUUUGUUAGACACAAAAACGUUUGAUAUUCUAUCUCCCUGAAAACAACAGAGUUCCGGUUCCGGCCAUGCUUUUUUUACUAGUUCCGGCCGGAACCGGAACUCUAAAAAAUCGGGGUUCCGGCCGGAACUAACCGGCCGGAACCGAGUUCCGGUGCACCCCUAGUUUAGGAUCGGGAUUUCGACGUCCAAAAUCUAGGUAGGGUCGGGAAACCGGAAACCGACAUAUAUUUUUUUUUGGCCUUAGUGCUAACCCUUGUUUAAAAUUUAACGUGCUGUUUCAGUUUGUGUAUUUCUGCACAUCUGUUGGUAGAACAUUGGACUUGUAUCCCAAAGGUUGCAGGUUUGAUUCCCACCAUGGUAAAGCAAACUUAAAAUUCAGCUUGCCCGUUGUGGAUAACACUGAUGCACACAAAAAGUAUCAUAAAUAAAAUUCUGCUAAUGCAGACAAGAGUCCUAGAAAAAUAUUUCCAUGUUUAAAAACAAACUGUUAGGAAGAUUGCUUUGAGGAUUUUGUUAACCAGACGGUCCUAUAGGAUUAAGCUACAGUACAUGCAGUAAGCGACUUUUGAGCACCCGCGGCCCCAGAUGAACUUGCCAACGGAUCCAUUCGGCCAGGAUUUGAAUUAACAGUGUGCAAUUUGCACAUUGUUCUGGACCAAAUAGUGAAAAUUGCACAUCACUUUUCCAAACGAUGUGCAAAAAGUCAUUUAAAAACAAAGCCAAUCUGUUGUCUUAUAAUAUAUAAACAAGUGCUUUUGCAUGCACACACACAACGUGGAAGGUGUCAAAUUUUAUUCAUUAUGACAGACAAACACAUGACUGAUGUGUGUGUUACUGUAUGUGUUAGGCGUAAAAAAGAUACCUGAGGUUCCGGUUUCAUAUCGCAAAAAAAUUAGGGUUGGUAGGUCGGAAACAAUUUUUUUUUGGACUAGUUUUUUCAUGUUUUUUUUCAAUAACUAGUGUGACAACAGACGCCAUUUUGGCAGCAACCCGCAACCACCCGGAGAAAAUAGGGUCGCACGGUCAAUCGCGUUGACAUAAUAAUAGGGUCGGCAAAAAAAAAUAGGGUCGGUCGGGAACCGGAACCACAGAUUUUUUUUUACGCCUUAGGUUUGUAUAUCAAAGGUUGCAAACAAUGAUUAAAAAGUAUUCAAAUAAUUAAAUUAUUGCAGCUUGAAUGAGUAUUGGAUGAGUAGCUAAGACAAUCAUGAACCUAUUUAUUAAAAAAGUUGCACAUAAUUUUUUUCUCAACUACCGGUACUGUAAUUCAAUUGAACCCUGCAUUUCUGUAGGCAUACUGUAUAAACAGGGAUGUGAAUUCCUGCUCUACCCCCUGCUGACAAGAUGCACACUGUUAAUUUGCUAAUGUUCUUGCCAGAAACCACCCGUUGAAAUUAUUAAUUAGUUACUCUCUCUGGAGGGGCCUGUACCGGGUUCGGAAAUCCCGCCAUCCCGCCUGAUUUUCACUUCAAAUCCUGUUAAACCGCCAUGCCUCAUCCCAAUUUCCCGCUCCCAACUUUUUUUCUAACAUUGUUCAACAUAUUAUGAUUUAAAGAACAUGGUAACAACAUAAAAUACAAUUUGAAUACACUAGAAUACAAUACAACAAAGUUUCAAAAUAAUAAAUGACUCUAAAUCGCGACUCUUAUGAAAGCAGCAAUCAUACAUGUAAGUGGGGGAUUGAUGGGGGACAAAUGUUCGAAAGCGAUAUUAUCCUUGAAAACAGUAAAUUUUGAGCACACAAACAAAUGACAAUAGAUCAGCUAACGCACGGCUACAAGUUUUGUUGAUUUACCCCGCUUUUUUUAGUUACUUCCCGCAUAUCGCCAUGGUAUUUUUAUUAAUCCCACUUUCCGCGAUGGAACAAAAUCCCGCUUCCCGCCAAUAUUUCUCUUAAAAUCCCGAAUCCCACUUCAAUUUUAGACGCAUCCCGCAAAACCGGUACAGGCCCCUCUCUCUGUAUUUGACCUUUCCAUUCACAGCUAGGAUUGUUAAAUGUGCACUAAACUAGAUUUGUCAAUAGCACUGGCUUUUGCAUUUAUAUCUUUUGCUUUUGUCACUUUGGCAAAAUCUAUAAGCUACUGCACGACUCUCUAUUUAACCCACACUCUGUUAUAAGCUGUGCUUCCACCUAUGGUACCAAAUAUGGCUUGCAGUAUGUAGAUAAGCCUCCCACCAACUUAAAGGUUUUACACUACUGCAGCACAAUCUUUUCGAUGCAAUUCCAUAAAUUGGUUAAGAAUUUUUCAAUGACUUGGAUAGGUUUACAGUGGUAAUUUCUCUAACAUUUCAGCACGGUCAGAAUGUAACUGGCAUUGAUUGGGCAGCAGAAAGUAACCGGAUUGUCACUUGUGGAGCUGUAAGUUUAAUUUUUACAGUAUUGAUACAACUUUAAUGUGAAUAGUACAGAUAUUGUACGAAGUAUAAUUGUAUACAAAAGUAAUGGCUAGUUUUUAAGGAAUACUUUUUAUUGCUUUUACGCUUCCAGUUGUUGCUGCCACGCUUACUGUAUUUGCAUAAUUACUUCAGAGGUCGAGUAUAGCAAAAAUAAAAAGACUCUCAGAACAAUUGGCCACUCCCAAAUAUUUUAUUAUUUUACUCUUUGUAAUGCCAGACAGAUUUAAAUACUCAUCAAGGGGAGAGUGCUGGUGCUCAAUGGGUUAAAAUAUGAAAGUACAUUAUUUAGUACCACAGUAAAUCAGUCUCAAGUGGUAUGAUUUUCAUUCUUACCAAAUAUUUUUUAUGCAUUUGCAUUAUCAAAGGAUCGAAAUGCGUAUGUAUGGACUUUGCAAGAGGGAAAAUGGAAACCAACAUUGGUCAUUUUGCGUAUCAACCGUGCAGCUACCUGUGUGAAGUGGUCUCCUAAAGGUACAGUGUACACAACAUUUUACCAUGAUCAAUAAUAGAAUAUGAAAUAGUGAAGCCGGUUCAUGAUGAGUUUUCACAUGGGAAGUUUUAUUUCCCAACUGCACAUUAUGUACGUACAGCAAAUUUUCUAUGAUAAGUUUUUGGUUUUCUGGCCGUUCGUUACGAUUGCUAUACCCCGAUUUUUCAGAGUUCCGGUUCCGGCCGGAACUAAUAAAAAUGGUCGGAACCGGAACUCUGUCGUUUUCCGAGAGAUAGAAUAUCAAACUUUUUUGUGUGCAACAAAAGUUCAAAGUAGGAAGAAAUUUGGACUACGCAAGGCGCGAACUACGUAACACUAUUAACACAUGACGUUUAACGUUUGUCAAUCUUUUUAUUCUAACAUUUACGAACUCUCUCCUUGAUGACGUGAAGUGUCUGCCUGUCUGGCAGCUGACAAAGUAACAUAUGACUAUAUAUGGUUCAAUAAAUCAGUUUUGGUCGGAUCUGGUUCCGGCCGGAACUUAAAAAAAUGGUUCCGGUGCACCCCUAACAGGGUUCGUACGGGUCCUGGAAAACCUGGAAAGUCAUGGAAUUUCAAUAUUCCAAAAUCCAGGCCUGGAAAUCCUGGAAGAUCAAUUUUAGUCAUGGAAAGUCAUGGAAAAUUGAAAUUUUACCUAACAUGAACAAAGUAUUUUACUUAUUUCAAUUUACCAGUCAUAACAAUGGGUCAUUCCAGAAAAGAUCCAUACCCCCCCCUACGGAGGAAAUCGAAAAUAACCCCCUCCCCCCUUCGGACAUCCUUGAAUGGUUCAUCCUCCCCCCCUCUCCGGACAUCAAAGCCCAAAAUUACCCCCCUCCCCUUCGGACAUCCACUAUUUCUAAAUUUUUCUAAAGGCUACCUCGCCGUUUGAAAACGUCACCGAAAAUUAGACUGCGUUCACACUACGCGCGAGCGAACUAAUGCGGGCAGAAUUUACAUGUGUCCACACUACCGCCAUUACAGUUUGUUUACAAAUUGAAUUAGAUAUUAUUUCAAAUAGACCCAGGAAAUUUAACUGAAAAGCAUUCGAGUUUACACGUUUGUGUUGACACGAAGCUUAAUCAAGCGCUCAAUUGUUACGGCAAAAGUGACGUGAAAGUUUUCAAACGAUUUCGCUCCAGCGUAGAGUGAAUUAGCGACGGCUUAUUGUGACUUUUCUACGCUGUUUUCAAAUAGCUCCGGCGUGGCGGAACACUUGGCGGCUUCUUGUGACUUGCCAACACAAACACGUGGCAGGUUUUGUCGGAUAAAUAUUUGCAGAAAUUCACUUCGAAAUUCGUUCAAGUAAAAUUCGGACUGAAAUUCGAUGUAACUUGCAACUGAUUGACAAGCGUUGCUAUGUUUACUUACAUGUUAAUGUAUUUUUUUGUAUUACUGCAUUCCUUAACCUCGCCGUUGAUAUGAAAGCCAUUUCUAUUUUCUAGACACGCACCUCGCAAGGAAGCUUUACUGACUAUAUACUAAAACAAAUUGUUUUGAGUUCAGUUCACAUAGCAGUCUCUUAAUUCGAGCAACAGUUUAAUAACUAUUAUUUUUAACACUUGAAUAAUUCAAACUUAUAUAUACGAACGAAAACUGCAAAACUUUACUUUUAUAUAAAUAAAGCGUGUCAAUUUUCGACUCAUUCUCAACAUGCAGGAUACGCUGUUACAGCGAGUUAGUUUUUGGUGGCCAAGCAUGCAAAAGCGGGCCGCUUAUUUUGCUUACGAGUUACGUGGACGUAUAAUUAUUGCUGUUACAUAAACGUUCCGUUGUUCAAGAGCUACAUAUAGCCGAUAAAAAUUGCGUGCUCAUUAUGAUCGCCGACCACAUAGCUUUAUCACAGUCUCAAACCUUCAGACAAACAUAUCCACAUUCCUUCCCCCCCCCCGGACAUCCUAAGACAUUUUUCCUCCCUCCCCCUUCGGACAUCCUAAGACAUUUUUCCUCCCUCCCCCUUUGGACAGCAAAAAUUUCCUCCGUGGGGGGUGGGGGGGGGUAUGGAUCUUUUCUGGAACGACCCAAUAAUAUGAAUUGUUGUUAUAUAACGGAUUUUUGCAAGAGCGAAGUGAAUUUUGUACUUUUAUUAUUUCUGUUAUCAUUAAAAUAUUAACAAAUUUCAGAAAUUCCAGACUUCCAGGUCAUGGAUUUUGAAAAAAAUGGUCAUGGGAAGUCAUGGAAAAGUCAUGGAUUUUAAAUGGGAAAAGGUGUACGAACCCUGCCCUAAUCACAUUAAUUAAAUUAGUGAACUCAAUGUUUUGUCUGGCUUUUCAGAGGACAAAUUUGCUGUUGGUAGUGGUGCAAGACUGAUCUCAGUUUGCUACUUUGAACAGGAAAAUGAUUGGUGAGUAAAGUAUUGUUUGAUUGUGCUGAUGCAUCCUCUCCUAUGAAUAGGUGACAAUGCUUAAUGUUAACCCAUUAAGUGCCAGCGCUUUCCCCUUGAUGACUAAAAUUGCAUGACCUUAGGGUAAAAUAAAGUACUGGGGCCGGUUGUAUCAAAGGCGUUUAGCUUAAACGGUGGAUAAGUCAAAAUUAUCAAUCAAAUCUAUGAACUAUAGACUACAAGCAAACAUAACGUUUCUGUCUAAACAUAACAACUAUGAAUAAAACUACACAUUUUGUUGAUAAAAUUUAAGUUUAGUUAUUUACAAGAUGAAUAGGGAUGUUUUUAAAUGUUUGCUUAUCCACCGUUUAAGCUAAACGCCUUUGAUACAACCGGCCCCAGUAGUGCACAUUAGGGCGCAAUGCAACUUAAAUAGACUACCAGAGAGUCUGGUUAAUCCAUUGAGUGCCAGUUCCACUUUUUUGCACAUACUCAAAUAUAAACUGGUUUGUUCGUUUCUUUUAACAAUAUCAACCCCUAGUAUACAAUGUCAUGUUUCUUUUCUCCCCGUCCUUUCCCGCUCUUUUUAACUAUCCCCCAUCGCUCCUGAUAUCCCGCUUUGUCCAACAUUAACACAAUAUAUACAUAUACUUCAUCCCCUAUCACAAAUAGAUAAAAUGAAUACUGUUCGUAAACAAUCGUGUUUACUUGUAAACUGGAAUGGUCGUCCGUUUCCGUUGACUUCGUCUAGGCGGUGGUGCUGUAUCUCUCUUUUCCAGGCAGUAGCUCUCGUCGUCGUCAUCGUGCUCAAUUACUUCUGGCCAUUGGAUGUCGGCGUACUGCAUGCACUCCUGUUUCUCUUCGUGGUUGUCCGGUCGACUUUUCGAAGGUUUGAGAUCAUCCGGGUGGCGACACAGGGUGAGACCGCUUCCUUCUUGUUGUACCGUGACUAUGUUCCCCUCCCUGUUCAUAUCAAUGAUCUUGAACGCUUCCUGGAGGAAGAGAGUGUCAAACUUUCUUGAUUUAUUGUAGUUUCUGAUCAGGACAUUGUCGCCGAUUACGAAAAUACGAAAUGAGAUUUCUUCCGGUACUUGGAGCCAUUUACUUUACUUUCGUUUUCCAUUUUCUUCUUCUGGUCUGCUUCUCGUGCCCUGCCCAUCUCUUUGUCUGUUGCGUGUCUUCUAGGAAAGUCCAGGCGUUGUCCAUGGCGGAAAAUCAUAGCUGCCGGUGGAAGAUUGGUUGCCGGGUGAGGUGUCUGUCUGUAGUUUUUCAAGACAUUUUUUAGGCUUUCUUUUUCGGGAAUACCGCUGUGACGCCCAGUUUUCAUAGCCUUGCCCAAGGGCCGCAUAAAGGUUUCGACUGGGUUCGAGGAGGGAUGUAGUGGUGGUGAUUUCUGUAACUUGAUGUCUUUGGUCUUGGCGAAGUUUUGCAUCUGAAUGCUGUUGAAUGGUGGACCAUUGUCUAAGAUCUGUACAUCUGGGUUGCCGUAUGUUUCGUAAAUUUCUGUCAAGGCUGGUAUGACUUUGUCUGCCUUUGUUGAUGUGACUAACUUUGCUGCAGGGUAUCUUGACGCUAGGUCUUGUACUACCACCACAUGUUUAGAUGAUGUGGCAUUGGUCCGAAUAAAUCCACUGCAACUGUUUCCCAACACUUCUGUGGUACUCGGUGUGGUUUGAUCGGCUCCUUCGUCUUCUUAUCCACAAAUACCUUGCAGUCACUGCAUGACUUUACAAACUCUUCCACCUUCUUAUCCAUGCCGUGGAAGAAGAAAUUAUAUCUAAGCCGUCGCUUCAACCCCUCCUGUCCGGGAUGGGCUCCCUUGUGUGCAAUCUGGAUAGCUUUUUCUUGGAGCUUAGUCGGAAGGAUGAUCCUUUCAUCUUUGAGGAUUAUGCCAUUUCCUGUAACUGUGAGUUGUGGAAGGAUGGGUCGAAAACGUUGAACUUCGGCAGGUUCUGUCUUUGGGAUCCAAGUCUGUCCCUUCUUGAUGAGUGCCGCUAUCUUUUGCAGAGUCUGGUCUUCACUUGUGGCUUGUGCAAUAGCACCAAUACCCACGCAGUCGAUGGCUGGUGUUGUAUGAAGUAGGUACAGGAGAUUAUUGAGGUCAUCCGCUUCAGUUUGUUCCUCCCGAGGUAGUUUCUCGAUUGGUUUCGCGUGUCGGGAUAGGUAGUCGGAUUGGUUAACUUUCCCACACUGGUAGAUUACCGUAAAUCUGAUGUCUUGAUGGCGGAGCUUUAUUCUUUCUGUACGAAUCGAGCCUUUACGGUUGCCGUUGAAGAUAGAGCAUAAUGGUUUAUGAUCAGUUAUAACCUGGAUAUCGGUUGGGGAACCAAGGAUAUAGUUGCGAAAUCGUCGUAGAGCAAAAUCAAUACCAAGGGCCUCAAGGUCGAUUUGUGGAUACUUCUGCUCGGCCUUGUUUGUUGUUCUAGAAGCUAUAGCAAUUGGUCUUGCGCUCUCUGGUGUAUCUCCUUGUGCCAGCAUGGCCCCAAGUCCAGUAGUGUGUGCAUCGGUGAAAAUGAAAGUUGGCUUGCUCAUGUCGAAAUACUCGAGUAGGGUAUUUACUGUGAAUCGUUCGAUUAAUGCUUCGUAAGCGGCAUGGUGUUCUUUCGUCCAUGUGAAUCGACUAUUUUUCUUGGUCAGUUGUCUCAGUUUGGCCGCGUGUUGUGCGAAGUUUGGAAUGAAAUCGGCAUUGGACUGCAUCAUACAGAGAAAACUGAUCAAUUCUUCCUUUGAUCGAGGCGGUGUGAUGUGCUUUAGUGCUUCCACUUUGGCGGGAUCUGGUCAUACUCCUGCGGAACCAAUACGCAAACCCCAGAAUUCGAUCUCAGGGGCUCCGAAAGUGCACUUGCUUGGAUUAAGGGUUAUGCCAGCGUUAGUGAUGGCUUGCAUGACGGCAGUAAUCGCGGAAUGGUGUUCUGCAUCGGUUUCUGUUGCAACAAUAAGGUCAUCAUGGAUGAGGUGUGCUUGUGGAAUAUGUGCGAAAAGCGGUUGAAGAGCCAUGUUAAGUUCUUCUUGUGCUGGCUUUACGCCCAUGGUGAGUCGCUUAUAUCGGUAUAGUUUAUCGUUUGCGUGGAACGCUGUAAGGUACCGGGAAUCUGGGUGGAGUUCAAGUUGCCAAAAGGCCGAUUUAAAGUCCAUCUUCGAGAACACCUUCGCUCCGCUAAGUUUAGCUUUAAUGUUUUCUUGCCUUGGGAUGGGCAGGUUGGAAGCUUGGAUCGCUUUAUUGACAUUGCGAGCGUCAAGGGUCAUACGAAUGGCGCCGUCCGAUUUGGGUGCAAUAACUGCGUUUGACACCCAAGGUGCUGGUUCUGUUGGUGGAUGUUCUUCAAUGACAUCUUGGGCUACCAUCUUGUCAAUCUCUGUUCUGAUACGUUCCUUCAAGUGAUAUGGCACUGGUCGAGCUGGGGAGGCAACGGGUUUAACACUGGGGUGGACAUGCAGUUUAACUUGGUGGUUUUUCAACUUUCCAAGCCCUUCAAAAUUCUGCGGAUAUUUCUUUAAGAUGUCUUGAAGCGCUUCCUUUUUGCUACACUGGAUCAUCUGUACUGGUUGGUAAACUUCGGCCUGAGGGUCAAACUGGAUUAUCCCCAGUUGUACUGCACUUUGUCCUGCAAGUACAGGUUCACAUGGUGUAUCAAUUAUGUGCCAAUCAACUGGAAUGGAUGUGGAGCCAAAUGUGACAGCGCAUUUGGCAAUUCCAAUAACUGGUAUUGUCGGGCUGUUAUAUGGCUUGACCUUGGUCGUGGUUGGGACCAUUCUGGACAGGAGGUUCCAUUUUUGCGCUUGCUCUCUUCCACAGACGCUGAUACUUGUACCUGUGUCAGCCAACACGUUUGCAAGGCUAUUGUUGAUGAUGACUUGUGCGUUGAAAUCUCUGGUUUUCAUGCGUCUCUUAUGAGGUUGUUGGUGCUGAGGUGUUUCGGUUAUUCUGAAGAUGUUGAUGCUGUAGACGCCGCUGUGGUCAUGAUCUUCGAUUUGAUGUUCUUGUUGUUCGCUGUCGUUUUUCAGUUAAUUGAUUGCUUUCUUCUUCCUACAUACAGUUUCAUAGUGGCCAAUUGCAUCACAGAAGUUACAUUUGCUGGUUCGUGCUCUGCAGGAUUUGAGGUGAGCAAUAACGGAUGUCUUGAUGUCUUGUCUGCAGUAGUAACAUGACCGGGGCUUUCCAGCCUCAGGUUUUUUCUUCAUGUUUUUAAAGGAGUAUUUACCCAUUUUGUUGACAGGAUUUUCAUUGUUGAGCUCUUCCAGUCCUUUGGUGGCACUUUCAAUUCGCAUUCCUUCCUUGCGUAAUUGUUGGAGGUCCCAUGAAUUCUUGAGGGCUUCCUCUCUGAUCUUGUCAUGUGUAGUGCCAAUAAUAAUCUGGUCAUGUAUGGCUGUAUCUUCGGCAGUGCAAUCGUCAUUGUGACAUUUGAAAUUGCAGUGUUGAGCUGCUUUAUAUACGCGAUUGCAAAAUGUCGGAAAUGACUCAUGGGCGUCCUGUGCCAAAGACCGGAACUGGUGGUUUUUAAGUGUAAGAUUUUCUGUUGGUUUGGUUUGUAGUGCUGUUGCAUUGUUGUCACGAAAUAUUUCCACGUCACCUUAGCUCUUUUGGAAUCAUCCGGUUCUGCGACUUUCCAGUCAGCAAACAAUCGUUUCGAUGAGAAUAUACCGAUGAGUUUUGUCACGCGAUCUUUUGAUCGCCAUUCGUCGCGAAUGUUGUCAUAGUCAUCAAGCGUUGGCUUUUUAUCGUCGUUUGCGAGUUUCCAUCGUUCAAUAGCCGCAUCUAGAGAUGUUUUAGAAGGAUCAGGAUAUUGUGCAUCAUAUCGGAGCUCGAAGCUCUGGAUAAAUUCGUCAAAAGCACGUAAAGUGUCGUCUGGAUGAAGAUCAGGGUCAAAAUAUAGUGUUGAUGUGCUCGCCAUGGCCGCCAUAGUGGUCGGUAUUUCAGCUUUUGGUGCUUUGUAGUUGUAUAUAUCUGAUUGUGACGUAGUCAAUGUCAGGAUAAGUGAUUUUUUUAAUCCUCGUCGCCAAAUAUAAACUGGUUUGUUCGUUUCUUUUAACAAUAUCAACCCCUAGUAUACAAUGUCAUGUUUCUUUUCUCCCCGUCCUUUCCCGCUCUUUUUAACUAUCCCCCAUCGCUCCUGAUGUCCCGCUUUGUCCAACAUUAACACAACAUAUACAUAUACAUGAUUAGUGUGGCGUUCUAAUAUUCUGUCUAGAAAACACCCAUUUACUAUUUACAGUAUAGUUCUAUCGAACGAGAUGUCUCAAACUCUCUGUAUUAUUUUUGCAAUUUUAUUCUGCAGGUGGGUUAGUAAACACAUCAAGAAGCCAUUGAGAUCAACUGUUACCAG